AUGUUCGGCAUUCAAACUCUUGCAUGUUUGCAUGAUAUACCAGUUGUUCGUUCAUCGACUAAUAAACUUCAAGAUGUCUAUGUUCAAGCUAAGAAGAAAAGUGCACUUAUUCGACUUCCAUGUAUGUUAGCCGAAACAGUUGCUGAUAAAUCACUUAAAAUUGCUGUUAGUGUUACCAAUCCAAUUAUGAAACCAUUACGUGGACCUGUACGUGUUAUUGAUGAUUUUACUGUUGAAAAAAUUCGUCAAAUCGAAGCUAAAUAUCCUGUUAUUAAUACAUCUACUAAAGAUGUUAUGAAUACAUUGAACGAAAAAACUGAACCUGUUCGUAAUGUAAUGAAUACUGUUAAAGAUACAACUACAUCAACUAUUCAACAUGGCAAAGAAACAGUUUCUAAUGUCAAAAAUGCAACAGUAAAUAAAGCAACAAAUGUUGCUGAUAGUGUUUAUACAUUUUGUGAAACUCAUGUACCAGGAAAAACAGUUCCUGUUCAUCGUCGAGAUUUUGGACAACGAACAACACUUUUAUGGGAACGUAUCAAAUCGAUAAUUAGUUAUCAAGCUGAUUAUAUGUAUCAAUCAAUUGAAUUUUUAGUAACAUGGUAUCGAAUGUUGAUUGUAUCAUUUUUACUUAAAAUAAAACAAACCAAUGAUACUAUACUUAAUAAAUUGAAUCAUAGAUCAUUAUUCUUUGUAUUACCACAUCGAUUAUUAAUUAUUACCGGUAUGUUACUUGAAUAUAUGAUGACACGUUUCCGUCCAGAAAAUCGUACAGAAACAAAACCACAAUCUCGGUCAGUACAACAGAAACAAUUUGUUAGCCGACAAACAUUAAAACCUGGUGCACUUGUUACUACACGUCAAAGUGUGGUUGUAACAAAACAAGAAACAUCGGUGACUUGUAAUGGUGUAACAAAAUCUGAUUUUAAUAAAGAAGAAUUAUAUCCUCGUUUACCUGUUAAUCAUAUUGAACCCGUUCUUGGUAAUGAUAUUGAUAAAUUACAUAAUAAACUUCAUCCAACCGAUACUGAACUUCUUUAUUCUCGAUUACCUGCUGAUGUUAUAUCAAUGACAAAUAAUUUUGAACCUUUAACAGAAGAUCAACGAAUGCUUCAUGCACAAAUUAUUGCUGCUGAUUUAGAAAAAGAAGUUUACGCACAAGAAGAAGAUGAAGACUACUAUGUUCAAUAA
Molecule: messenger RNA, 1191 nt
Organism: Adineta steineri
Lineage: Eukaryota; Metazoa; Rotifera; Eurotatoria; Adinetida; Adinetidae
Source: the annotation of a GenBank genome assembly